This is a messenger RNA of Gasterosteus aculeatus aculeatus (three-spined stickleback), 978 nucleotides long. RefSeq lists its product as uncharacterized. Lineage: Eukaryota; Metazoa; Chordata; Actinopteri; Perciformes; Gasterosteidae. The record is from RefSeq and is a predicted model, not a curated record. Gene Ontology annotation, biological process: cell surface receptor signaling pathway. Gene Ontology annotation, molecular function: IgE receptor activity. Gene Ontology annotation, cellular component: Fc-epsilon receptor I complex.
GACAGUUCAGCCACUUCCUCUGAUCACAGAGAGUAAGAGUGAAGCAACCAGAGGCAACAAAGAGAGACAGAACGAAAGAGAAGCACAGAACAGAACACAGAGACAGACAUGGGCGCGAUGAGGACAGGUGUGUUGGUGCUGUUUGGGCUCCUGGUGCCCGUUGCCUCAACUGAGACUUUAUUCACCGAUCCGGUCAUCUGCUACUUCCUGGACUCGAUACUGGUGGUUUACUGCCUCGUGGCCACGGCGCUCUUCUUCAGAGAAAAGUUUAUCUACCCCCGAUACGUCGAAGGAUCUGGAGAUAACGCCAUAUACCAGGAGCUUCAGAGAACAGAAGAUAUCGAUACUUACCAGGAGAUUCAACAAUCAAAAGGAAAAAAAAAAAAGAAAAAGAAGGCUCAGUCGGCCCAAGCGGAGUCCGCGAUGCCCGAAGGCGCCGCUGCACCUCCUCUGUCUCCCCACUGACGUCCUGCAGGGUUCAGACAGCAUCGAGCAUUUCAUCAGGGACAUUUAGCUGAAUUAGUGAUCCUAUUAGGGGAAGUAUUUUAAAGACCAAAUAAUUAGCAACAUAUCAAGUAAAAAUUACAAACCUGCUUCAAAUCAAGACUUUCAAAAAAGUCAUUUGACGCUUUAGAUAAAAAAAAAUUCUGCUAUUUUCUCUUAAAUAAUUACUGUAGUGUCAAGACCGUAAACUCUGCAAUCCAGAUAUCUUACAGCCACACUAGCAAGUAUGGGGCUGCACGCUAAUGCUAACUUUGCAUGCAAUGUGUAUCAAGCAUGUGGUUCUACGUGUUGCUUUGGCUUGUUAGCAUGCGGAUACUGACUGAUUGGAUCAAACAUGACAGAACGGUUUCAGAAGCCCGAUGUUACUUUAGUUAUGGCGUCACUGACUCACUGAGAGCAGCUUGUAGCUACAACAUGUGGAUUCCAGCUGCUUGAUUUGUCCAACUGAACGGCAUUAAAAUUGAAAUCAAAACA